GUGCACAAAAAAUAACAGCUGGCUAGCUAGCUGCAUGAAGUAUGAUCCAAAAAACAUAAACAAUUGAUAAUUAUUUUACUUUAUCACAUUUUUCUAGAAAAUAAGAAAUUACAAAAUGUUAUCGAAUCUUAUAUCAUCUCAAAAAUUUGUUCUUAUUGUUGACAAUAAUGGCCAAGAGCGAAUUGCCUUGCCAACAAUCAAUGGUUUUCUCAAGGAACAAGGCCAAAGUGGUGCUAUUAAAUUAUUCAAUCCAAAAAGAGAUGUUCAUUCUGAGGAGAACAUCUACCAAACGUUCUUGAAUGAAUGCUCCGAUAGUGAAAAUAAACUCAAUGUUAUUCUUCCUCCUCUAAGUGAUUUGCUUCUUUAUAAUCCCAAAAAAUCGGAGCUCUUUAAAUGUAUUCAUCAGCUUAAGUUAAAUCGCAAUGUUAAGCAAAUAUAUUUGUGGGUCUCAAAACAACACAUUUUUGAAACAUUCACCAUUGCAUGCCUCGAGUAUAUGGCCGAUCAUGUACUUUAUAUAGAAUCAAAAGAUACUCUGUCCAUUUUGACUAGGAAACCUGGUGGAUCUGUAACAAAUAAGAACUAUACUUAUAAAAAAACCAAAGACAGUUUUCAAGUCGAGGCCAUCAAGAAGAAAGUAGUUAAACAAGUUGAAAAUAAUCCUGUUAAGCCAGAGCAACUCGGUACCUUUAAAAUUGAACUCGAAGAAGAUGAACUUAUAGCCAGAAAUGCUCUUAAAAUGCCAUACGAAAAAACUAGUGAAGCUGAAGGAAGCAGCGGUGGCGGAAAUAUUAUUUAUACUCCUGACAAGGAUGAUGAUUUCGAUGAAGAGGAUCCAGACGAUGAUUUGUUUAUAUAACACUUAACAUAGAAAAAUCACUUAAAAGCUGUAAAUACAAUAAAAAACGUGUUCAAAUAAAUAAAUAACUUAGCGCAACUAAGUUAAAGAGUAAAACAUUCA
Molecule: messenger RNA, 961 nt
Organism: Eupeodes corollae
Lineage: Eukaryota; Metazoa; Arthropoda; Insecta; Diptera; Syrphidae
Gene: Elp5
Exons: 4
Coding region: 116-859 (247 amino acids)
Biological process (GO): tRNA wobble uridine modification
Cellular component (GO): cytosol; nucleus; elongator holoenzyme complex
Molecular function (GO): tRNA binding
Source: RefSeq, a predicted model, not a curated record